AUGAUCUAUAUACUGAAGAGAAUAGGAGUUAAGAGAAAUUUUUAUAUGAAUAGAUUAGUAUACAGAAGUAUUUCUGUAGAAAAAAAUCUUAAUUGAAUAAUUUAUAGUUAUUUUGAUAGGAAAUCUCAAAAAAAGAAGUAUUUGAGAGGGUUUAUGGACUUCCAAAGAGAUCUAAAAUAAGGGGAGUUGAUAAGGUGAUUGCAGUAGCAUCAGCAAAGGGAGGAGUAGGAAAAUCAACGAUAUCAGCAAAUUUGGCUAUUGCGAUGGGAAUUUUAGGGAAGAAAAUAGGUCUUUUGGAUGCAGAUUUAUUUGGACCAUCUAUACCAAAAAUGUAUAAUUUAACAGAAAAACCAGAAUUAUCAAAGGGGAAUAAAUUUAUUCCUUUGGUAAAUUAUGGUGUUAAAACUAUGUCAAUGGGUUUUUUUAUUGACAAAGAUUCACCAGUUGUUUGGAGAGGAUUAAUGGUAAUGAAAGCUUUACAACAGUUGAUAUAUGAUGUAGAUUGGGGGGAAUUGGAUUUACUUGUUAUUGAUAUGCCACCAGGAACAGGGGAUACACAGCUUACAAUAACUCAACAUGUUAUUUUAGAUGGCGUAAUUAUUGUAUCUACACCUCAAGAUGUUGCUUUGAUCGAUGCAAUUAGAUGUAUUAAUAUGUUUCGAAAAAUGAAUGUUAACAUCCUUGGUAUUGUUAAAAAUAUGAGCGUAUUUAUUUGUCCAAAUUGUAAUUACAGCUCACAUAUUUUUGGAAUUGAUAAACUUGAUAAUAUUGCAAAGAAUAUGGAUAUCGAAGUUCUUGCUGAUAUUCCAUUACAUAAAAAAAUUAUGCAAGAUUGUGAAAAUGGUUAUCCAACUGUUGCUGCUGAGCCAAAUGUUCCUCAAUCUCUACCUUUUAGAAAAUUGGCUGAUAUUAUUUGGAAAAAAAUAUAACAUUAUUUAUUUAUUGAUUUAUUCAUUCAUUCAUUUCUUUUAUUU
Messenger RNA from Pneumocystis carinii B80, 974 nucleotides. RefSeq lists its product as hypothetical. Gene Ontology annotation, cellular component: mitochondrion. The record is from RefSeq and is a predicted model, not a curated record. Bases 264 to 929 code for a protein of 221 amino acids. The transcript is spliced from 5 exons. NCBI's taxonomy places the organism in Eukaryota, Fungi, Ascomycota, Pneumocystomycetes, Pneumocystales, Pneumocystaceae. Gene Ontology annotation, molecular function: ATP binding; 4 iron, 4 sulfur cluster binding; ATP-dependent FeS chaperone activity. Gene Ontology annotation, biological process: mitochondrial respiratory chain complex I assembly; iron-sulfur cluster assembly.